Fibroporia radiculosa is the source of this 534-nucleotide messenger RNA. RefSeq lists its product as uncharacterized. Bases 1 to 534 code for a protein of 177 amino acids. Gene Ontology annotation, cellular component: nucleus. Gene Ontology annotation, biological process: protein dephosphorylation. The record is from RefSeq and is a predicted model, not a curated record. Gene Ontology annotation, molecular function: protein tyrosine/serine/threonine phosphatase activity. The transcript is spliced from 5 exons. Lineage: Eukaryota; Fungi; Basidiomycota; Agaricomycetes; Polyporales; Fibroporiaceae.
AUGAGCUCAAGCUGGAGGAAUAUCAACACGAUCGCCGGUCAUGAAGGGAGGCUGUUCCUCGGAGCACUCGAUUCCGCGAUAGCACCCCGGACAUUGUCGGACCGCCGCAUCACGCACAUCGUAUCUCUCGGGACCGAACCCAUUCCCGCCGAUAACCCCGCGUCCGGGUUUCAACACCUUCGCAUUCCAGUGGAAGAUGUUGACCACGCAGACCUAUUAAUUCACUUGCCCGCCGCAUGCCAUUUCAUUCACAACGCCCUCGGACAUGGGGGGAAUGUGCUUGUCCAUUGUGUCAUGGGCAUCUCUCGGAGUGCCGCUGUGAUCGCGGCGUACUUGAUGUACUCUAGAAGAAUUCCUCCCAUGGAAGCUCUCGACGUAAUCCGCCAGACACGUGAGCAAAUCUGGAUUAAUCCUGGAUUCACGGAACAGCUCGUCCUUUUCGAGCUAUGUCGAUAUGCACCCUCGCCGAGCGAGGGCAUCUACGUGAAAUGGCGGCAGCGGAUUGAACGUUCUCUAAAAACCCAAAGAAUAUGA